AUGUCAAAAAAAACAUUCAUUAUCACGGGUGCUUACGGAACGAUUGGCUCGGCGAUAGCGAAUAUAUUAGCCAAAAAUCAUGAUCAUCAAGUGAUUUGUGUCGGCCGAGAUAAGAUACAACUUGAUAAUGUGAUUAAAAGUAUUAAGGGAUCAACAAAUAAUGAAGCGGUGAGAGGAUAUGCCGUUGAUUUGUCAAUGAAAGAUAAUAUUUAUGAAUUUGCAAAAGAAAUAAAUGAGCCCAUCGAUGUUUUGAUCAAUAACCAUGCUACAGCUCCAAACCAACGUCAAGAAACAUCGAAUGGAAUCGAACUACAAUGGGCAACCAAUGUGCUCGGUUAUUGUUGGAUGAUGGAUGCAUUUCAUGAACAUUUAAAAAAAGCGAAACAUCCUAGAAUUGUGAACGUAGCUAGCUACUGGGCUGGUGAUCUUGAUUUAAACGAUUUAGAAUUCAAACAACGAAAAUAUAAUAAUAAUACAGCAUAUCGGCAAGCAAAACAAGCGAAUCGAAUGUUAACCAGUGCUUAUGCACAACAUUUUAAAGAUAUAUUAGUUAAUGUAGUUCAUCCAGGAGAUGCAUCAUCAAAACUGAGUAAUUCUAUGGGAUUUGGCGGACAUGAAACACCAGAGCAAAGCGCAAAAACUCCUGUAUAUCUAGCAACAUCAGAAGAAGUCAACAAUAUCACUGGAAAAUAUUUCGAAAAUUGUCGACAAAAAACAUGUCCAUUUAUGAAUGAGACUGAAAAUGUUCAAAAAUUGUAUGAAAUUUGCAAAAGAUAUUGA
Didymodactylos carnosus is the source of this 780-nucleotide messenger RNA. NCBI's taxonomy places the organism in Eukaryota, Metazoa, Rotifera, Eurotatoria, Philodinida, Philodinidae. The record is from the annotation of a GenBank genome assembly.